Molecule: messenger RNA, 3333 nt
Organism: Myotis myotis
Lineage: Eukaryota; Metazoa; Chordata; Mammalia; Chiroptera; Vespertilionidae
Gene: PNPLA8
Product: patatin like phospholipase domain containing 8
Exons: 10
Coding region: 237-2585 (782 amino acids)
Biological process (GO): arachidonate metabolic process
Cellular component (GO): membrane
Source: RefSeq, a predicted model, not a curated record
GAGGCGGAGCGGGGAGGGGUGGAGCCCGGCUGCUGCUCCCAGGUUUAUGUUGGAAGCUCAGCUGAUGCGAGUCGCCUGGGGUGGACGUCCGUGCAGGGAAGUGGCGCGUCGCCGCUGCCACCGAAGUAGUCGCGGCCUUCAUUCGGGUAAGACCAUGAAUUAUGGCAUUUCUUAAAUGAAGCAUUCAGGACUGAAGUGACAGUCAUAACAGAUAGAAAAUAAGUGAUUUUUAAGUUAUGUCUAUUAAUUUGACUAUAGAUAUAUAUAUUUACCUCCUUAGUAAUGCCCGAAGUCUUUAUGGGAAGCAGAAAAGCAAGCAACUACAUUUCUUGUGCUCACCUAAACAUUACUGGAAGAUAAGCCACAUCAGUCUACAAAGAGGUUUUCAUACAAACAAAAUAAGAUGUAAAUGGACCAAAAGUGAAGCGCAUUCUUGCAGUAAGCACUGUUACUCUCCAAGCGACAAUGGGUUACAUGGAAUUUUGAAACUUAGCACUUCUGCUCCCAAAGGACUUACAAAAGUGAGCAUUCGUAUGUCCCGUAUAAAAAGUACUUUGAACUCUGUUUCAAAGGCUGUUUUUGGAAAUCAGAAUGAAAUGAUCUCACGUUUAGCUCAAUUUAAGCCAAGUUCUGAAAUAUUAAGAAAAGUAUCAGAUGGUGGUUGGUUAAAACAGAAAAACGUUAAACAAACCAUCAAAUCUCUGAAAAACUAUAGUGACAAAUCAGAAAAGAGUUCUGUUUUAGAAAAGCAAAGUCACGUUAUAGAUAAAGAUAAAGAUAGUGGCAAACAAAGUCCUUUACCUUAUACAAAUAGUAUAACCACGAAAUUCGGAGAGUCGUUCUAUUUUUUAUCCAAUCAUAUUAAUUCAUACUUCAAACGUGUCGAGAAAAUGUCUCAAAAAAAGGAAAACAAAGAUUUCCAGGACAAGUCAAAACUUGAAGAUAAAAAGGGUGAAGAAGGGAAAUCCACAUCUGCAACUCCUGGUAUGCUGACUGACAAGAAGCGAGGCUCAGAAUCCUCUUCAGAUACUGUGGACAAGUCCAAAAGUCCCAGUGGGACGCCUGAGGUCCUUCCAGUUUCUACUAAAAAAAGUAUUGCCAAUUUUCUUUCUUAUCCUACUGAAGGCGUACAAGCUUUAGUAGGUGGAUAUAUUGGUGGACUUGUCCCCAAAUUCAAGUAUGAUUCAAAGAGUCAGUCAGAAGAACAGGAAGAAGCCACCAAGGCUGAGCAGGCUGACGGCGACGAUAAAAAUGCACUGGAGAAAAAGCAUUUAAUUCUUCAGAGAGAAAAGAUUAUAGCAAGAGUGAGUAUUGAUAACAGAACCCGGGCAUUAGUUCAGGCAUUAAGAAGAACAACUGACCCAAAACUCUGCAUUAAUAGGAUUGAAGAACUGACUUUUCAUCUUCUAGAAUUUCCUGAAGGAAAAGGAGUGGCUGUCAAGGAGAAAAUUAUUCCAUAUUUAUUACGAUUGCGACAAAUUAAGGAUGAAACUCUUCAGGCUGCAGUUAGAGAAAUUUUGGCCUUAAUUGGCUAUGUGGAUCCAGUGAAAGGAAGAGGAAUCCGAAUUCUCACAAUUGAUGGUGGAGGAACAAGGGGCUUGGUUGCUCUUCAGACACUGAGAAAAUUAGUUGAGCUUACUCAGAAGCCAGUUCACCAGCUGUUUGAUUACAUCUGUGGUGUAAGCACAGGUGCUAUAUUAGCAUUCAUGCUGGGAUUCUUUCAUAUGCCCCUGGAUGAAUGUGAAGAACUUUAUCGAAAAUUAGGAACAGAUGUGUUUUCACAAAAUGUCAUUGUUGGGACAGUCAAAAUGAGUUGGAGCCAUGCAUUUUAUGACAGUCAAACAUGGGAAAAUAUUCUUAAGGAUAAAAUGGGUUCUUCACUAAUGAUUGAAACAGCAAGAGACCCCACAUGUCCUAAGGUAGCUGCAGUAAGUACCAUAGUAAACAGAGGGGUCAUACCAAAAGCUUUUGUGUUCAGAAACUAUGGUCAUUUUCCUGGAAUCAACUCUCACUAUUUGGGAGGCUGUCAGUACAAAAUGUGGCAGGCCAUUAGAGCCUCGUCGGCUGCCCCCGGCUACUUUGCAGAGUAUGCAUUGGGAAGUGAUCUUCAUCAGGAUGGAGGUUUGCUUCUGAAUAACCCUUCAGCCUUAGCAAUGCAUGAAUGUAAAUGUCUUUGGCCAGACGUCCCCCUAGAGUGUAUAGUAUCCUUAGGCACUGGACGUUAUGAGAGUGAUGUGAAAAACACCAUGACAUCUACAAGCUUGAAAGCCAAGCUGUCUAAUGUUAUCAACAGUGCAACAGAUACAGAAGAAGUCCAUGUAAUGCUUGAUGGUCUGUUACCUCCUGACACCUAUUUUAGAUUCAAUCCUGUAAUGUGUGAAAACAUACCUCUAGAUGAAAGUCGCAAUGAAAAGCUGGAUCAACUGCAGUUGGAAGGGUUGAGAUACAUAGAAAGAAAUGAAGAAAAAAUGAACAAACUUGCAAAAAUUUUACGUCAAGAAAAAACAACUCUGCAGAAAAUUAAUGACUGGAUAAAAUUAAAAUCUGACAUGUAUGAAGGCCUUUCAUUCUUUUCAAAAUUGUGAUGAGUGUGUGUGUAUAUUCCCAUAAAUGAAGGCCUGUUCAGAAGAUCCACAGACCCAGUGAGAAAUCAUAGGGUUCAACAUGAGUUAACUUUGAAAUACUUAUGAAUUCUGGGGAAUCCUGAAAAAGAUGGUGCUUGGACUAGCUUGCACAGCACAGAGGCAGAAUUUAUAAGGGAAUUAGGUUUUUAUGAUGUUAAUAAUUAGCUAUAUUUUAAGAAUCUUAUUGUGCUAGUUGGUUGUUGUAGAUAUCGGUGUUAUAUUGUUUGAUGUUUGAAAAUAUAUUAAUAUAUGCCAAACAACUGAAAAAAUAUCAUACUUGAUAUUUUUGCUUUAGUCACCAUAAUCAUGUUGAAUUUAUUUGAUCAUUGAUUUUCUUCCAUGUGGAAAAGCUAAUUUCUUUUUAAAUUUACAUCACAUGUAUUCACGAGCUACAUUCUGCUAUCAAAAUGUUGCCUUUUACUGUAAUAUCAUUUAAACACACACAGAAAAGUGGAAUUUUUUCUGUCAAAGUACUUUUACAUUGGAAAUAUGAAAGAACCAGAAACAGUUUUCUAUUCAAACUUGAUUGAUUCAAAAUCAUAGGUGAGAUUACAGUCAAUCACUUUUCACCCUUGAAAUUUCAAGAUAAUGCUGUAUGUUAACUUUUCUAGCUCUAGCUUAUUAUUCAAUGUCAUAAAAUUAAUUACUUUAAUUUACUAAGAAAAUAUUCUUAUUAACAAAAAUAAACUAUUGAAAUAAUUUGUUAAAA